Molecule: messenger RNA, 3042 nt
Organism: Vombatus ursinus (common wombat)
Lineage: Eukaryota; Metazoa; Chordata; Mammalia; Diprotodontia; Vombatidae
Gene: ZFYVE27
Product: zinc finger FYVE-type containing 27
Exons: 13
Coding region: 254-1465 (403 amino acids)
Biological process (GO): protein localization to plasma membrane; neurotrophin TRK receptor signaling pathway; neuron projection development
Cellular component (GO): growth cone membrane; endoplasmic reticulum tubular network
Molecular function (GO): metal ion binding
Source: RefSeq, a predicted model, not a curated record
GGUUUCCGGAAGCUGUGACAGGAGCUGCUCUGGAGGGGAAGAUACUGAGUCCCGGGGGCGGGGGGCUGCGCACCUGACCGGGCCUCCCCCACCGGACCCGGGUGUAGUCCGGGUCCCGGUUCCGAUCCCGAGAGGCGCAGACAGGCCGUCCUGGCCGGCCGCCCGCAGGUCGAUGAUCUGCUGGAGGAAGAGGGAGCUGCUCUAUGUUUUUCCCCUGCCCAGAACUGGUAGUGACUGGUGGGAGUUUUAAAGGAUGCAGUCACUAGAACAGGAGGGGUGUGGGCCAGAGGGGACACCCAGUGCUAUGUCUGAGGCCCAACCUGAUCCUCCACCUGCCCCACCUAAGCCUCCAGUGCUUGACCUCUUCAACUUGGUCCUGUUUUACAAGAGGCUCGUUCUCUACUUGGAGCCCCUCAAGGAUGCAGGCGAUGGGAUCCUUUAUUUGCUCAGGUGGCAGACACCAGUGUGUUCCUUGCUGACCUGCCUGGGCCUCAAUUUCCUCUUCCUCACUCUGAACGAGGGUGCCUGGUACUCAGUGGGUGCCCUGCUGAUUUCUGUGCCUGCCCUGCUGGGCUACCUGCAGGAGGUGUGCCGGGUCGGCCUCCCUGAGCCUGAGCUGAUGCGGAGGAAGUACCACAGCGUGAGGCAGGAUGAUCUGCGGAAGGUCCGGCUGUCACGGCCUGAGGCUGUGGCAGAGGUGAAGAGCUUCUUGAUCCAGUUGGAGAGCUUCUUGAAUCAAUUGUGCUGUAGGUGUGAAUCGGUCUAUCGAGUGCUGUACUGGGAGAACCCAGCAGUGUCCUCGCAAUUCUAUGGGGCUCUGUUGGGCUCUGUCUUCGUGCUGUAUGUGUUACCCCUGUGCUGGGUCCUUGCCCUUCUCAACAGCACUCUCUUUCUGGGAAAUGUGGAGUUCUACCGAGUAGUGGCAGAAUACCGGGCUACCCUGCAGCAGAGGAUGAACCCUAAGCUUCCAGUGAGCACUGAGGAAUGCCUGGAAUCAGACGGUGGGGGAAGAGGAGCAUUGCUGGACUGCAGUUCAACCCCUACUCCCACCGAGGACCUCACACCAGGCAGUGUGGAGGAGGCAGAGGAGGCUGAGCCAGAUGAAGAAUUUAAAGAUGCUAUUGAGGAGGAUGAUGAGGGAUCUCCCUGCAAUGUGGAAUAUGAUCUGGCCCUACACGACAAUGGUUUUAUGAGCAAGAAUGAAGUAAUUCGAAGCAAGGUGUCUCGACUCACUGAGAAGCUCCGAAAACGUUAUCCCACCAACAAUUUCGGAAAUUGUACGAGCUGUUCUGCUACCUUCUCAGUGCUGAAGAAGAGGCGCAGCUGUAGUAACUGUGGAAACAGCUUUUGCUCCCGGUGCUGCUCUUUCAAGGUCCUCAAGUCCUCCAUGGGAGCCACAGCCCCUGAAGCACAGAGAGAGACUGUAUUUGUGUGUGGCUCAUGUAACCAGACCCUGAGCAAGUGAGAAGAGAGUCCUGUGGGGGGGGCAUUUGUGAGCCCACCCUGCCCACCCUCCUCUCCUGAGCCUGCUCCAGAGGCUAGCAGUUAGAGUCUCCCCAGAUCCCUCAUUCCAGGUGUCUGGAGAUAGCUGGGCAGAGCUGGGUGUGAACUUUGGAGAGGUGCCUCCCCUUCCUUUCUCCACCUUUGACAUACCUGCCCUGGGGUCACUGAUGACAGUUCCAGCUUCUCUUUGUAUUCCUCUGGAUGACUGGAAUGGUAACUCCCCUCAAAUUCUGUGCAGGGUAACCCCUGGAUUGCUAAAAAUGUCCUCUGGGACAGCGGAUUAUAGGGGAAGCAAGAUUGAAUGGGGAAUUAGAGUGAAGCCAAAUCUUGGCCUGAUUACUUGUAAGUAGGGCUUGACCUUUACCCUGUGGCCUUCAUGAUACUGGUAGUUGUGGAAGGAACUGGAACCCUAAAGCUAGAAAGGAACCUUCAUUGCACAUUAGCAGGGACAGAAACACCUGAGUACUUGAUCCCAGGUGGCCUUCCAGGAGAACUUGGCUAGAGAUGGUUGGGUGGUAAGCCCUAGCUCUCUGUCCAUGGCGUUUCAAUGCCCCUACAAGGGCUGCAGUUGUAGGCUAUCACCAUGUGACCUCUGGGGCUGUAAUUGUCAAGGGCGCAGAAUGAUGACUGUGAAAGACCAGUUAGAAGUCAGUCAGCUGGACAUAAAGGCACUGAUGAAGCCUUUAUCACUGCAGUCCCCACCCCAUCCCACCCCACCCCACCCCAUGCUCACAGUCGCUCCCUUGGAAAAUAAGAUGGUGAAGGGAACUUCUGAAUUCCAUUUUGUCAUUGAUCCUCAGCUGUGGAGGGGCAGCUUGGGAAGCUGGCUAGCUUCUUACCAUUUGGUUUUAUGCCUCAGUAGACUUCCCUUUUACGCAGUCCCAUAGUUGUUCCCUUUCCCUUUAAGUGGACUGUGGAUCCCUUCUCCAAGUUGCCAAGGCUCCUCUGCUGUAUUAUAGAUGGGCUCAGAGAUGUAGUGGUGAAGCUAGGAUAUUCCUUUGACCCUCUGUGGCCUGCUCAUUAAGGGAUUGUUUGAUGCUGACCACACCUUUUUAUUAGUUUGAGGCAGUUGUCUGGUUUCUUGAGGACCAAACGGGCACUUCCCAGGCUGUGAGCCUGGUCAGGUUUUCUUUCUACACUGGCACUUGCUUUCCUAUCUUGGAAAUAUUUAUUUAUUUAUUAUAUGGUUCUUGGGAACAGGGGGUGUUGGGAGUAGAUUAGAGAGGAGCCUGGGGCUGCCCUUACCCUGAGACUAUUCCUGGAACGGUGAGGUUCCUUCAGACAUAGGACCUGGGAGGAUAAGGUAUUUCAGGACUUUGCACUUUCCCCACCCCAUUUCCCUGCCCCUUACCCCUUCAGUUGGAGGCUCCCCUAGGAUACCUAGGGGUCAACCAGAUCUUUGUGCCUCCCUUUCUACCACCUCUUCCAUUCUUUCCCCUUAGAAGUGAGAGCUUUACACUGGAGGUGUGCUAAAGAAAUCUCUGUGUACACGGAGACUACAAUAAAACUACGCCAAGCCGUUUGUGUUACUCCUCUCAA